GAACUUGUUCUCCGAGUUCUAGAUGUGUACUGGUAAUAUACAACAACACAUCUUAAAGUCUACCCCUUUUUCUGUAGCUUAGUAAUGUAUAAAUUAACAUAUUGUUGACUAGAUGUAAUAUUUUCAAGAUGUAGUAAAAGUUUGAAGUUACUUUAUGAAGCUGUUUCUCUCUUUCAUUCAUAUGAUUCCUGAGUUGUGGGGAAUGUGUCUGUAUCUGAAUUAUGGUGUUCUCAGUUUUGUUAUGUGGUUUGAAAUUGAAUGUAGGAGAUAUGAUUUAUAAAUUCAGGAAGGGUGUUAUAGGUGUAACUACAUUGACAAAAUGGAACCUACUUGGCCAAAUUGCAUGUAUGUUUGGUUAGAUUUGGAUGAUAUGAAGUAGAUGUUAAUAAAGAUCCACCCAACAAAAAUAAUUAAACAAUCAAUUUCGUCCUGUCACCCAUUAACGUAUUGACGGUGCCGGUGUCCAACGAAUGUAGUAGAUAAUUCUCCAGGAUUAACACGUGCCUAUUCCCCAUUUUGUAAUUACAGUGUUCUUCAAGCCUUUUUAUUUUUAAACCCGGCCUGUUUUGCAUGACAGCAUGAGCGAUCGAGUAUCUUCUUUUAACCAAAUAUUUUCACUAACAAUUUAUUUAUUUUUCUUUUUAAAUCCAUCAUUAACUUCCUAAAAUGUUGUUACGUGUCAUCCUUUGGAACUUUGACUCUCCUUUCUCUGACCCACCCGUUCAAAACAAAACACAAGAAUUUUCAUUUCAAUUUCUCUGUAACUGAGAGAUCGCUGCUAUGCUUGAGAAGCAACAGCUUAUAUCGAAAUUUGACAACAUUUGAGGGCAAAUGACCGGGGCAGGACACGCGGUGGAACACGUCGGAUUACCCAAGAUGGAGUCGUCGACCACCUCGACGUCGACCCGGUCCGUUUGUUGUAACCCGGUCAAGGAAUCGGGUCCGGUUACCAUGGAUCAUGUACUAUUAGCAUUGCGGGAAAGCAAAGAAGAGAGAGAUAUGCGGAUUCGGAGCUUGUUUAAUUUCUUUGAUGCGGCGGAUAUCGGGUAUUUGGAUUACGCACAGAUCGAGAACGGUUUGUCGGCGCUUCAGAUUCCGGCGGAGUAUAAGUACGCCAAAGAUUUGUUGAAAGUGUGCGAUGCGAAUAGAGAUGGGCGCGUGGACUAUCACGAGUUCAAGAGGUAUAUGGACGAUAAAGAGCUGGAGCUUUAUAGGAUUUUUCAAGCCAUCGAUGUCGAACACAAUGGUUGCAUUUUGCCUGAGGAGCUUUGGGAUGCUCUUGUUAAGGCUGGGAUUGAAAUUAAUGAUGAGGAACUUGCUCGUUUUGUUGAGCAUGUGGAUAAGGAUAAUAAUGGAAUCAUAACCUUUGAAGAAUGGCGAGAUUUCCUUCUACUCUACCCUCAUGAAGUUACUAUUGAGAACAUAUAUCAUCACUGGGAAAGGGUAUGCCUUGUAGAUAUUGGAGAACAGGCUGUUAUUCCAGAAGGUAUCAGUAAACAUGUCCAGAGAAGCAAAUUUUUCAUAGCAGGAGGAAUUGCUGGAGCUGCUUCUCGUACUGCUACUGCUCCUCUUGAUCGCUUGAAAGUGGUUCUGCAAGUCCAGACAGGAAAUUCUCGUAUUGUGCCUACUAUUAGAAAGAUAUGGAAGGAUGAGGGUUUGUUGGGGUUUUUUCGAGGUAACGGGUUAAAUGUCCUGAAGGUUGCACCUGAAAGUGCCAUAAAAUUUUAUGCAUAUGAAAUCUUAAAAAAUGUAGUUGGAGAUAUUAUGGGGGAAGACAAGGAUAAUAUAGGCCCUUCUGGUAGACUUUUGGCCGGUGGUAUGGCAGGUGCAGUGGCACAAGCUGCUAUCUAUCCAUUGGAUCUUGUAAAAACUCGGUUACAGACUUGUGCUCUUGAAAGUGGAAAGGCCCCCAAGUUGGGGACCCUAACAAAGGAUAUAUGGGUUCAUGAGGGUCCUCGGGCCUUCUAUAAAGGUCUUGUGCCUUCUCUUCUUGGGAUUAUCCCCUAUGCUGGCAUUGACCUUGCGGUCUAUGAAACUUUGAAAGAUUUGUCGAAGAGUUACUUUGUUCGUGAGAGUGAACCUGGACCUCUUGUGCAGCUGGGUUGUGGGACAAUUUCAGGAGCUCUGGGAGCAACAUGUGUUUAUCCAUUGCAGGUUAUUAGAACCAGAAUGCAAGCUCAACGUUCUAAUUCCGCUGCUGCUUUUAAGGGAAUGUCUGAUGUAUUUUGGAGAACCCUUCAUAAAGAAGGUUAUAGAGGUUUCUACAAAGGAAUUUUUCCAAAUCUUCUCAAGGUUGUGCCUGCUGCAAGCAUUACAUACUUGGUUUAUGAAGCUAUGAAAAAGAGUCUAGAUCUCGGCUAGGCAGUGUUCUGGUAUUUGCCGGAUCACUAGGCUGAUUUCUAAGUCGGAGUCAGUGGUAAAUUUUAUGAGUAAAAUAAGCGGAAGUAAACAAGUAGGUGAUUUGGUUAUUAAAGCAACUAUGACAGACUAUAGUUCCCCUUUAUUGUAUGGGGCACAUGAUUUUUGUAGUCAAGAAGUUCUACUCCAGGCUUACUAAAAACUAACUGUUCAGAAAAAAAAA
This is a messenger RNA of Pistacia vera, 2581 nucleotides long. Its product is annotated as calcium-dependent mitochondrial ATP-magnesium/phosphate carrier protein 2-like. The record is from RefSeq and is a predicted model, not a curated record. Gene Ontology annotation, molecular function: ATP transmembrane transporter activity; calcium ion binding. Gene Ontology annotation, biological process: transmembrane transport. Bases 832 to 2361 code for a protein of 509 amino acids. NCBI's taxonomy places the organism in Eukaryota, Viridiplantae, Streptophyta, Magnoliopsida, Sapindales, Anacardiaceae. The transcript is spliced from 4 exons.